Messenger RNA from Penaeus indicus, 786 nucleotides. Its product is annotated as protein Wnt-1-like. The coding region runs from base 1 to 786 and encodes 261 amino acids. Gene Ontology annotation, cellular component: extracellular region. The transcript has 6 exons. Gene Ontology annotation, biological process: cell fate commitment; multicellular organism development; canonical Wnt signaling pathway. Lineage: Eukaryota; Metazoa; Arthropoda; Malacostraca; Decapoda; Penaeidae. The record is from RefSeq and is a predicted model, not a curated record. Gene Ontology annotation, molecular function: frizzled binding; cytokine activity.
AUGACAAAUGAGUACUGGGCCCGUAGCCCACCCACCCGGGAUACACCGGCAACAGGCUACAGCGAGAGCGCCUUCGGCCACGCCAUCACGGCAGCUGGCGUCACCCACAGCGUCGCCCGCGCAUGCGCAGCUGGGCGCCUCCAUAACUGCUCCUGCGGCAUGGUACGAGGCAAGAGAGCGUGGAAGUGGUCCGGGUGCCACGACAACACCCGGUUCGGUGCCAGGUACUCGAGGCACUUCCUGGACGUGCGGGAGAGAGCCAAGGACAUGAUCUCAUUCACGCACCUCUAUAAUAACGAGGUCGGCAGGAAGCUGGUCCGCCGCAACAGAGAAGUCCGAUGUAAGUGCCACGGGAUGUCUGGCUCCUGCGAAGUCCGGACUUGCUGGAAGGCCGCCCCUGACUUCCGCAGAGUGGGCGACAUGCUGAAGGAGAAGUACUGGAAGGCCAAGUCGGCAGCGAGUGAAGUCUUCGGAAAUUCGGCCAACACGGCGAGCAUGUACCGGCCCGUCAGGAGGGAGAUCAGCCCGGACUCCCCUCUGCUGUACGUCGAGCGGUCCCCUACGUUCUGCGAGGUGGACGGUCGCCUCGACGUGGCCGGGACGGAGGGCCGACACUGCAACCGCAACUCGACGGGUCCGGACUCGUGCGAUUCCCUGUGUUGCGGCCGCGGCUACGACCAACAGCGGCAGAAGGUCAGCCGGAAGUGCCACUGCCGUUUUAAGUGGUGCUGUCAUGUCACUUGUCAAGACUGCUCCGAGGAGAAGUGGAUUUCCGUGUGCAAGUGA